Molecule: messenger RNA, 509 nt
Organism: Rotaria sordida
Lineage: Eukaryota; Metazoa; Rotifera; Eurotatoria; Philodinida; Philodinidae
Source: the annotation of a GenBank genome assembly
AUGCUUAUUAAAGAAUAUCGUAUUCCGGUUCCUAUGACCGUUGAUGAAUAUCGUAUAGCUCAAUUGUAUAUGAUUGUGAAAAAAAGUCGUGAAGAAACUAAUUCUUCCGGUAGUGGUGUUGAAAUAAUUAAAAAUGAACCUUAUACAAAUGGACCCGGUGGUAAUGGACAAUAUACUUUUAAAAUUUAUCAUAUUGAACGUCAUUUACCUGGUUGGUUUAAAGCAAUAUUACCAGCUAAUGCAAUGAAAAUUGAAGAAGAAGCAUGGAAUGCUUAUCCUUAUACAAAAACACGUUAUCGUUGUCCAUUUAUUGAUCGUUUUUUACUUGAAGUUGAAACAUGUUAUCGAGCUGAUUUUGGUACACAAGAAAAUAUAUUUCAUUUAAAACCACAAGAACUUGAACAACGUGUUGUUGAAUUUCUUGAUAUUGUUCAAAGUCAACCAUUAGCAGAUAUUUCAACAGAAAAUCCAGCGAUAUUUCGCUCAGAAAAAACAGGUUUGAUUGAAAA